AUGGGACGCAAGAAAAUUAUUAUAUUCAAAAUCACGGACGACCGAACCCGUUUUGUGAAGUUUAAGAAACGCAAUUUUGGUGUUAUGAAGAAAGCUUAUGAGUUAAGCGUAUUAUGUGAUUGA
This is a messenger RNA of Macrosiphum euphorbiae (potato aphid), 123 nucleotides long. The record is from the annotation of a GenBank genome assembly. Lineage: Eukaryota; Metazoa; Arthropoda; Insecta; Hemiptera; Aphididae.